This is a messenger RNA of Saccoglossus kowalevskii, 813 nucleotides long. RefSeq lists its product as uncharacterized. NCBI's taxonomy places the organism in Eukaryota, Metazoa, Hemichordata, Enteropneusta, Harrimaniidae. The record is from RefSeq and is a predicted model, not a curated record.
AUGGCUACGUACACACAUUAUUUUGUGGCGCUGUGUCUAUCGUUCAUGCAUGUCGUGAAGAGCUCUUCUCUCUUACAAAACUACUACCAGAUACCUGUAACUCGGCAUCGCCUCGGGUAUGUCUACGCUGAUGGUAUCGCCUCGGCACCUGUGCAGAUCGACAUGUUCCUAUGUCUACAGUCCACAGAAGACGGUAGACCGCUUCAAGUAAUUUUAGAUACUGCUGACCACUACGGACCACGCUUGGUACGACUCUCCCUGCACGGCUUUCCACUGCCCCACGUACAAUCAUCGUAUCUAGCCACGCGGGCAACUCGUGUCGUUGACAGUCUAAUGCCAAAGAAGACAGUGGAGUACAUGCAAAGUUUAUUCCAAGAUAAGAUUGAGUAUUCAGUGAAUACGACAGAAAGUGACAUCAUCAAUGCAUUGGCUGAGUUGGCAACAGGUCUGAGUUCGAAUAUUACACGUGACUCAUUUUAUGAUAAGUUUGAAGACGAGAAGACAGGACAUCUCUGUGUGUAUGAAUGGCAAUCAGCAAUACUACGUGGUGUGUAUCAAACUCCGUGGUUUCUGAUUAAUGACAUGCCGAUCUUAGACUUUCGUCCAGACUGGACGCUCAGUAAUUGGACAGCGAUUAUUGAUCCACUGUUAGAAGAUUACGAAGAACCCGGUGUUGGUCCACCACUGCCGACAUGCUUACCAGGCGAACCCGGAUGCGUCAUUGAGCCUCCAUGUGGUACACCAAAUGCUGCACCAAUCGCGAACUAUGAUUGGAUGAUGGUUGUCUUGGCAGCAUUGACAUCAACCUAUUAA